Molecule: messenger RNA, 608 nt
Organism: Elaeis guineensis (African oil palm)
Lineage: Eukaryota; Viridiplantae; Streptophyta; Magnoliopsida; Arecales; Arecaceae
Source: RefSeq, a predicted model, not a curated record
AGAGAGUAGCUUAUGACAGUUCCAGUGCCCCGAAGGAUUGUCGGGCCUCUGCAUGGUUUGAAUCACCUGAUGAUGACCCAUCCAGCCAUGCCAAGAUGUACAUCUUGAGUGAGUUCUCUUAUGACCUUGACAGGAGCAGUGCACAGACCUUCAAUGUAGAGACAGCCGACUUGGGUGUGGUCAACAUGGUGCGGCUGGACUUCACCUCCAAUCAUGGGAAUUCAGCUCUAACAUGCAUCUAUCGCUUUAGGGUGCAUGGCUAUGAGCCGAACUCCCCAGCAGCUAUGGGUUUGCAGGCCUGACAGAGAGUUGUGGUGCUAUUGUUUGUUAUGCACUGAACCGCAGCUGCUGUACCCUCAUCAAUUCCUGGUUGUAUUGCUCAUCCUUACGUCCCCUCUCCCAUUUUUCCAACGGGAGACUUUAAAUCUUUUGAUUAUUUGUUGCGCUUAUCAUUUCUGUUCUGCUUAGCAGAAAGGUAUUGAAUGGUGCCAUUUAUGCUCAGCAUAUGUGACUAUGGAAUUAAGCACCAACAUUUAAACAAUCAUCAAUUGCUUGAUACCUUUUGUAAUCAUAUGUCCCCGGAAUUAAAGAAUAUGAUGAAUUGGUCA